Messenger RNA from Juglans regia (Persian walnut), 1321 nucleotides. Its product is annotated as dof zinc finger protein DOF5.7-like. Gene Ontology annotation, molecular function: DNA binding; DNA-binding transcription factor activity. NCBI's taxonomy places the organism in Eukaryota, Viridiplantae, Streptophyta, Magnoliopsida, Fagales, Juglandaceae. The transcript has a single exon. Bases 148 to 1170 code for a protein of 340 amino acids. Gene Ontology annotation, biological process: regulation of DNA-templated transcription. The record is from RefSeq and is a predicted model, not a curated record.
CACAAGCUCCCAUCCAUCAACAUCUCCCCCUCCAUUUCUCACCCCACUGCAUGAAACCAUUGAAUAGUAUCUUUGCCUCUGUGAAAGGAAACUGAACAACCCCGAAAACACCCAUAUCUAAUUUGCUCCCCACAUCUCGCUCUAGCAAUGAUGUCGCCGGAUAAUAUUCCAGCAAAGCAGGUCACGAAAGAUGACGGUCAAGGCUCAGGCAACCGCAAAACUGCGUCCUCAAGAACAGCAGAGCAGAGCCUAAAAUGCCCACGAUGCGACUCGCCUAACACCAAAUUCUGCUACUACAAUAACUACAGCCUCACGCAGCCAAGGCAUUUCUGCAAGAAUUGUAGACGGUACUGGACAAAAGGUGGGGCUUUGCGCAACGUUCCCAUCGGUGGGGGUUGCCGGAAAAACAAGAAGGUGCAGUCAUCUUUGAGGUUCUCCGGGGACUCCAAAGACUCACUGUCAUCUUCAGAGAUCAGUGGGACGUUGAAUUUUCUCCGUGGUCUAUCCCCAGCUAUGGAUUUCCAACUUGGUGGCUUCUCAUUCCCCAGGCUUCACCCUCCAACAACAGGUAUCUACAACCAGUUUUCUUCGUUUGGAGACGUUUCGGGUACUUAUGCUGCGGCUUCUGGAAGUGUGACUAGUCCUUACUUUACCCUUGAUCCAUCUGGAAGCUACAAUUCUCUAAUGAGAUUUAAUUAUCCGCUUUCUUCGACAAGUGGUGGGGGUCCUUUUAGUGCUGCAGUUCAGAACAUAAGCUCCAUGAACAUCCACAGAGGUCUUGCAUCUUCUAUCGAAUCUCAGAGUACCAUCAACCAGGACUUGCACUGGCAGCUUCAGCAGCGGAGGCUGGCCACGCUAUUUGGUGGAGAAAUUCAAAAAGACAACAGCGUUUCUUCGGUUCCUCUUGAAAACCAUACGCAGAAACCGCAACCCAUUGUAUUUCAGAAUCUGGAGACUUCCAAAUCAGAGGAUUGCAGCGUUGGUAAUUCAAUAAAAGAAUGUACAAGUACGGGCCAUCAGAUUGGGACCGAGAGGUAUUUUGGGAACUCUUAUGGCCCAGUGACCGCUACUCCGACCAACAGUGCAGGCAACGCCGGCCAAGGUAACGCGAAUAGCUGGAAUGGGGCUCAAGCGUGGGGUGACUUGCAACAAUAUAGUGCUUUGCCCUAGCUAGCUAGCGCUAGGUGAACAGCACAAAGAGAUAGACCUUAAAGAUUUCUGAAAGUAGCUAGGGAAAACGUCACAGAUGAUGUAAAACUCAUUAGGUAUAUCUUUGUUUAUUGUUCCUUUGUGAUUGCGAAUCAACGUUGUAAACUUUGUC